Molecule: messenger RNA, 2076 nt
Organism: Penicillium nucicola
Lineage: Eukaryota; Fungi; Ascomycota; Eurotiomycetes; Eurotiales; Aspergillaceae
Product: fungal specific transcription factor domain-containing protein
Exons: 7
Coding region: 1-2076 (691 amino acids)
Biological process (GO): DNA-templated transcription
Molecular function (GO): zinc ion binding; DNA binding
Source: RefSeq, a predicted model, not a curated record
AUGAGGGGUGACGCGUUGUGUGCGUGCGCAAACUGCAAUGAUGCCAGCCUUGAAUGUCGUCGUUCACGAGCCAAGCGCCCAGCUCGCCCAGAGUUAUCGUCAGUAAAGACUUUGAUUGGUACCGAUAGGGAUUCCACACCCGGUGAAGGGGUAUUGAUUUUGGAACCGGCAGUUUCCCAGCCAAAUGAGUAUGCUGAAGGGACUUCGUAUCGCCUCGCUGCCUGGUUUAACGAUCUUCAUUGCAGUACCCUCGAAAGUCCCAGUUCGCUCCACUCUAAAUUUCGGGGACAUGAUGAUCCUCCAUUGAAGAAACCACGACUAGAUGCUGCCUCCACGAUAGGCGCUUCUCGGUCUCCUUGUGGGACUCGUCCUAUAACUCUCACCCCAGAGGACUCUACUCACCACGCAGAGCAGGCCAGAGCCGUAAUACAAGGAGAACUUGAUGGAAACCAGAGCAUGGACCGUGAACGGCAAUGGAUUCUAAGAUCUGCUUUGGAUUUUGUGAGUUCCAUGACCCAAGCCAGGGCUUCAAAGUCCGACGAGACUAUACCGGAAGUUUCUCGUGGUCACCAGAACGUGACUGAGUUGAUACCUCCAUCCCCGGAGCUGCUUUAUAUGCUUCUUCAAGAACCGACCGUUGUGGCCAGGAGUUCUAAUUUCAUACAAUGGCCCGAUCACAUCUCCGACAAAACGCUUGAAAAAAUGGCGGCAACGAUUCUUGGAAGCGACCACCAAGAUCAACUCUUCUAUCAGUAUUCCCUAUGCAUUUAUGUGAAAGCCAUCUUUCAUCUUUAUCCCAAGCCGAGAGCGUAUAAGAACCCGCGCAUCAAUGACCAAUUCUUGAAGUCAACAAAAGCAUAUGAAGCUUCUGCAUUAUAUGCUCUUCACCAUCUCAAUUUUCUUAAUCCUCCCAGUCUUCCCUUCAUUCAAUCAUUGGUAUCAGCUGCAUUUUUGAUGCAAUAUCUUGGUAGCAUGAGUCAGUGUUGGAUCUUGAACUCGUAUGCUGCUCGUUUGAUUGCCGCUUUAGGCUAUCACGAAAUUGGUGACUUGCAUGAAAACUCAGGGCUAGAUGAAGAGAUCAGCAGCUCUGUGAUCUGGUGUUAUUAUCUUGACCGCACAUUGAGCACACUCCUGUAUCGACCCUUAUCUUUACCAGAGCCUCAAAUGCCCCCGGCGAAGAUGAUAAGUGCACGCCCAUCUUUGCCACACAUUCCGUUGGUUCGAAUCUUGCUUGACUUGGCUCAAGUUCAAGGGGAGCUAUUAAGUUGCCACAAAAAUGCCGACACCCGCCAAAUAAUUGCCAACCAUUCAAAGCUUCAGGACAGAAUGGAAGUGAUACAUUCGAACUUACAACUUGUUAGUCUAAGCUCUCGAAGUCGAGACUCGGCACCUGGUUUGAUAUCAUCCGAUUGGAUCGCCGGUGAUUUUUGCUACUAUGCCAUUCUAGUCGAUAUAUUACGAUCGCGACUAAAAUUUGCUUUCUCCCCUUUGACCCACAGGGAGUGUCUGUCAUAUUCACGCAGGUCUCUGAGAGCAUUGCAUCACUUACAGAAGAACCUCGCAGAUACUCCAGGCUUUUCCGACCCAUAUCCCUCUUUUCUCUCUUGGACUGUUCUGCUAUACCCUCUGAGCCCUUUCUUCGUCCUCUUCUGCAACAUCAUUGGAGAGCUCGAUACAGGUGACUACAGUCUCAUACAAGAGAUCACUCAGAGCCUAUCUCAAUUUGCUUCAAGUCCUUACAUUGGAAAGCUACAUAAGCUGCUGGACACCUUGCAGAAUGUCUGCACGCCCUUGAUUCAAGCAAAGGAGCGUUUAGGAUCAAAAGCUAAAGUAGCUGCUUUAUAUCCCUCGAUGAGUGAAGCACGAGGAGGUCAACUUAAUCCUCUACACACCUUUGCGGAUGGGUCCUCUUGCACGGAGUCCGUUAUUGACCCAACUCCUCAGCUGCAGCUUCCAACUGGUGGAAACUAUCCUUCGGACGAUGAGUUGAUGUGGCAACUGUUCAAUAGCCAGCUAUCACUAGAAUGGUUUGAGUCAGAAAUGUUCUCGCAGGAGGCCCAUUUCAACGUUUCAUGA